Caenorhabditis remanei is the source of this 2655-nucleotide messenger RNA. RefSeq lists its product as uncharacterized. Gene Ontology annotation, molecular function: structural molecule activity. Lineage: Eukaryota; Metazoa; Nematoda; Chromadorea; Rhabditida; Rhabditidae. The record is from RefSeq and is a predicted model, not a curated record. Gene Ontology annotation, biological process: endoplasmic reticulum to Golgi vesicle-mediated transport; intra-Golgi vesicle-mediated transport; organelle transport along microtubule. The transcript has 7 exons. Gene Ontology annotation, cellular component: COPI vesicle coat; endoplasmic reticulum; Golgi membrane. Bases 1 to 2655 code for a protein of 884 amino acids.
AUGAGUAUUGCGCCGAAAAAUAAAGGAGGUCAACCUUCGAGAAUGAAGACCAACAAGAAAGACGAGGAAGCUAGUGGAAACGUGUAUGCUCAUCUUGACAAGACUUCAGUCCUACAGGAAUGCCGUGCGUUCAACGAAACACCAAUCAACAACAAGAAAUGCACAUUCAUAUUAACUAAACUAAUCUACAUCAUCCAGCAAGGAGAACCAAUAGGAAGAACUGAGGCUACAGAAGCCUUCUUUGGAGUAACGAAACUUUGGCAAAGCAAGGAUGUGAACCUCCGUCGCAUGAUUUACUUGGGUGUCAAAGAAAUGGCCGAAGUGUCGGAUGAUGUUAUCAUUGUGACUUCUAGUCUCACGAAGGAUAUGACUGGCAGAGAAGAUCUUUACAGAGCCGCUGCUAUACGUGCUCUCUGCAAGAUUACCGACACCGGAAUGUUACAAACGAUUGAACGUUACAUGAAGCAAGCAAUUGUUGAUCGCAACAGUGCUAUCUCUUCAUCCGCUGUCGUGUCCUCUAUUCAUCUGAUGAGGAAAUCAGCUGAAGUUGUUCGUCGAUGGGCUAAUGAAGUUCAAGAGGCUGUAUCUUCUGAUAAUCACAUGGUCCAGUACCACGCUCUUGCUCUUCUUUAUCAAAUUCGUGCCAAUGAUCGUCUUGCUGUUAACAAACUUGUACAGAAGUUCAGUAAGAACGCUCUCCGCAGCCCAUACGCUGUUUGCUACUUGAUUCGUAUCGCCACCAGAUGCCUUGUCGAUGAUGAUCAACCAGAUUCUUCUGUAUUCACCUUCAUCGAAUCCUGUCUCCGUCACAAAAGUGAAAUGGUUGUUUAUGAAGCUGCUAGAGCUAUUGUAUCUCUUCCACAAACUACACCAUCUGAAAUCCAACCAGCUAUCACUGCUCUCCAAAUGUGUUGCACUUCACCAAAAGCUGCUGUACGAUUCGCGGCUGUUCGUACACUCAACAAGGUCGCCAUGGCUCAUCCAAACGCCGUUAUGAGCUGCAAUGUCGAUCUCGAGAAAUUCAUUACCGAUCCGAACAGAUCGAUUGCAACUCUUGCAAUCACAACAUUGUUGAAGACUGGAGCAGAAUCAAGCGUUGAGAGACUUAUGCAACAAAUUUCUGGAUUUGUUAAUGAAAUUUCCGACGAGUUCAAGAUUGUCGUUGUCGAUGCUAUCCGAUCGCUGUGCUCUCGUUAUCCUCGCAAGCACACAGUUAUGAUGCCUUUCCUCGCAAAAAUGCUUCGUAAUGAUGGAAGCUACGACUAUAAGAAGGCUAUUGUAGAGACCAUCAUUGCCAUAAUUGAAGAGAAUCCAGAUGCGAAAGUUGCUGGUUUGGCUCACUUGUGUGAGUUCAUCGAAGACUGUGAGCACGACAAUCUUUCUACUCGUGUUCUUCACCUUCUCGGAAGAGAAGCUCCAAAAACUCCAAAUCCUUCUAGUUACAUCCGGUUCAUUUACAACCGUGUCAUUUUGGAAAGUACUAAAGUACGAGCAGCUGCCGUCACUGCUCUUGCCAAGUUCGGCGCUCAAUGUGUCGACUUACGCCCAUCAAUUCAAGUUCUCCUGAAACGUUGUCUUCUGGAUUCUGAUGAUGAAGUUCGUGAUCGUGCUACUUUCUACCUCAAGAUGCUCACUGAAGCCGCUGAGUCGCUCAUACACAACUUCAUUCUAGACGGUUUGCAAGUUUCACCAGCUGGUCUGGAACGUUCAAUCUUGGAUUAUCUUCGAUCGCAGUCUUACUCAUCUGCAUUUGAUCUCCGCACCGUCCCUGUAGUACAGCAAGCUCUAUCUCAACCUGAAAAACGCGUUCCACAACUCAUUGAAGAAGAAGAAAAACCAAAAGCUCCGAAGGUUGAACCUUAUGCUGCUCAACUCGCCGCUAUUCCGCAGUUCGCUGCUCUGGGCCCUGUAUUCAAAUCUACAGCUCGUAUCGCCCUCACUGAAUCCAUUGCUGAGUACACCGUUCAUAUGAUCAAGCACACUUUUGCCAAUGCAGUAGUCUUACAGUUCGAGUGUAAGAAUACAAUGAACGAUCAACUUCUUCUUGAUGUUUCGGUUGAAUUGGAGGAUCCAGAUGGUGAAUGGGAAUCAAAAGAAACUGUUCAAAUCAACAAACUACCAUAUGGAGAAAUCCAUUCAGCCUAUUCCCUUCUUGAGUUCCCAGAUUCAGGAGCGAUUUCUGGUUCUUUGGGAGCUAUCCUGAAGUUCAAAGUAAUGGAUGUUGAUCCUACUUCUGGUGAACCGGAUUCUGAAGACACCUACGAUCAAACCUAUGUGUUAGAAGAAGUGGAGGUUAAUGUCUCGGAUUCCGUGCAAGGGGUUGCAAAAACAUCGUUUGCUUCCGCUUGGGAGGCAUUAGGAGAUGAUGGAACAAGAGAAGAAACAUUCCAAUUGUCUACAGUUGAGAACAUCCCGGAUGCUGUCAAGAAAAUAACUGAAAUACUUGGUCUCGUACCGUGCGAACGAUCGGACCGUGUCCCCGAAGGAAAAACACAACACACGGUUUUCCUUUCCGGUGUUUUCCGUGGAGGAUAUGAAGUUCUGUCGAAAGCAACGGUGGCAGUCGAUCCGAGUGAUAAUUCGAUUGCAAUGAACAUAAUCAUCAAAUCUAACGAGCCGCUCGUGGCGGAUUUGGUUAUCUCCGCAGUCGUCUGA